This is a messenger RNA of Nezara viridula (southern green stink bug), 1092 nucleotides long. NCBI's taxonomy places the organism in Eukaryota, Metazoa, Arthropoda, Insecta, Hemiptera, Pentatomidae. The record is from the annotation of a GenBank genome assembly.
AUUUUUUUGUGAAUUAAUUUUAAUCAGUAAGGCACCAGCUACUGAUAACCGUCAACGAUGGAUAAAGCACCAGUAUCUUGUUUACCAACAACCCCGAAGAUGUCUAAGGCGAAGAAGGUUUUAGACGAUGCCCGUGAAAUUCAGAACCCAGAACUUGAUCUCUGUGAUAAAGGAAUUGUGACUUUUGAAGAAUUGCCCGGGCUAUUCAAUAUGAAAAAUAUUACAAGGCUGACUCUUAGCCACAAUAAAAUACGCAAUGUUCCUGGAGGUUUAGCUAACUUGGUGAACUUGGAAAUUUUGAAUCUUUUUAACAAUUACUUAGAAGAAUUACCUAUGUCGAUAUCUUCCAUGCCCAAAUUGAGGAUUUUAAAUCUUGGUAUGAAUCGACUUAAUUCUCUACCAAGAGGUUUUGGUGCAUGCCCAGCUCUCGAAGUUCUCGAUCUCACUUAUAAUAAUUUACAUGAAGGCGCUCUCCCAAAUAAUUUUUUUAUGUUAGAAACCUUGAGAGCACUGUAUCUGGGAGAUAAUGAUUUCGAAAUACUUUCUCCUGAAAUCGGGCAGUUAAAAAAUCUACAAAUUCUGGUUCUUCGGGAUAACGAAUUGACAGAAUUACCGAAGGAACUAGGUGAACUUACGAGGCUGAGAGAGCUCCAUCUUCAAGCAAAUCGCCUCACGCUCCUUCCUCCAGAAUUAGGUAAUCUUGACUUCACUUCUGAUAAGUCAGAGGUGAAACUUCAUUUGAAUCCUUGGGUUGCACCGAUCAGCGAUCAGCUUCAAGGCGGUAUCGUCAGAAUAAUGGAAUAUAUCAGAUCAGACACUUAUAAGUUUUUAUACAAGAGGCAAAUGUCUUUGAAUGCUCCUCCUCCACCUAAAACUGUCGAUAAAAGUAAAAAAUUGUCAAGACAAAGAAAUGCUAGUUAAAUACAAAAUAGGUUUAUUAAAUUUACCUCUAUCUUCACUGCCAACUUGUUUCUUUGUCUUCCAUGUACUUAUGUUUGUAUAAUAUUAAUAACGAUAACUUGUAUUAUUAAUAAGUUAUCAUAUGUGCUAAUACAUGCCAUUUUAUAAAUGUGCCUUAUAAUUGUUGCCUUG